Tripterygium wilfordii is the source of this 3100-nucleotide messenger RNA. Its product is annotated as pentatricopeptide repeat-containing protein At1g56690, mitochondrial-like. NCBI's taxonomy places the organism in Eukaryota, Viridiplantae, Streptophyta, Magnoliopsida, Celastrales, Celastraceae. The transcript has a single exon. Gene Ontology annotation, biological process: RNA modification. The record is from RefSeq and is a predicted model, not a curated record. Gene Ontology annotation, molecular function: RNA binding; protein binding; zinc ion binding. The coding region runs from base 299 to 2413 and encodes 704 amino acids.
ACAAGUUAAGAAGUGCUGUGUUCACCGUUCAGAGAGAACUUAUGUUCGACGGCUUGUCGCGGGAAGUGAAGAAACCAUAGCUGCUUUCAAAGGCAAGCUUUUACCAGUUUGGGCAAGACUUCAUAAGAUUUUGCUACGUUCCCUCUAGAAAAUCUUGGUUCAAUUACGGCAAGCAUUUGCGACUUACGAGCUCCUUUCUGUUCUGGGGAUCAAUUAGUAAAUCGCCAAGCGUUUGCGACCUCCUACUUCAUUUGUUUCUUAUGAGGAAAAAUCUAGUAACUCGUAUCUUUGUUCACCGAUGCAGUUUAUGUUAAUUCCAUGUAGAGCCUACUGUACAGCAACAAGCCGCGUCGCUUCUAAUUCCUUAAUUGCUCACUUUGCUCGACUGGGCCGGAUAGAGCUCGCGAGAAAGGUAUUCGAUGAGUUGCCUAGAAAAACCACCGUUUGUUGGAACUCAAUCGUCGCGGGAUACUUCCAGAAUCUUCAGCCAAAUGAAGCCCAGAAUCUGUUCGAUAAAAUGCCGGAGAGGAAUAUCGUUUCUUGGAACGGUUUGAUAUCUGGAUACAUUAGAAAUGGGAUGCUCAAUGAAGCAAGAAAGGUUUUUGAUAAAAUGCCUGAGAGGAAUGUUGUGUCGUGGACUGCCAUGGUUAGGGGUUAUGUACAAGAGGGAAUGAUGAAGGAGGCAGAAUGUUUGUUUUGGCAGAUGCCUGAGAAGAAUGUGGUGUCUUGGACUGUGAUGUUGGGUGGCUUGAUUGAAGAGGGACGCUUUGAUGAGGCGAGUAGAGUGUUUGAUAUGAUGCCAGUGAAGGAUGUGGUGGCUAGAACUAACAUGAUUGGGGGUUAUUGCAAGGAAGGGAAGUUGGCUGAAGCGAGAGAGAUUUUUGAUGAGAUGCCUCGAAGGAAUGUGGUUUCUUGGACUGCCAUGAUUAGUGGGUAUGUGCAUCAUAAUAGAGUGGAUGUUGCUAGGAAGCUAUUUGAAGUGAUGCCCCAGAGGAAUGAGGUGACGUGGACUGCUAUGCUGAUGGGUUAUACUCAGUGUGGAAGGAUUGACGAGGCAUCUGAACUUUUCGAGGCAAUGCCAGAGAAGCCAGUUGUUGCUUGUAAUGCAAUGAUUCUUGGCUUGGGACAAAAUGGUGAGGUUAGGAGGGCAAGAGAAAUAUUUAGUCUAAUGAAAGAGAAAAAUGAUGAGACAUGGAGUUCAAUGAUUAAGGUGUAUGAGAGAAAAGGGUAUGACUUGAAAGCACUUCAUUUGUUUAUUUUGAUGCAAAAGGAGGGAGUUCGACCACAUUUUCCGACUUUGAUUAGUAUUCUUUCUGUUUGUGCUAGCUUGGCAAGUCUUGAACAUGGUAGACAGGUUCAUGCCCAGCUGAUGAGAAGCCAGUUUGAUGAUGAUGUAUAUGUUACCUCAGUUUUGAUCACAAUGUAUAUGAAAUGUGGUGAUCUUGUGAAGGCAAAGUGUUUGUUUGAUAGAUUUCACUCAAAGGACCAGGUUAUGUGGAAUUCAAUUAUCACUGGUUAUGCCCAACAUGGUCUAGGCGAGGAAGCUUUACAAGUAUUCCAGGAGAUGCUUUACUUGGGCUAUCCACCUGAUGAUGUUACUUUUAUUGGAGUUCUUUCUGGGUGUAGCUACAGCGGGAUGGUUAAAGAAGGGCUUGAACUUUUUGAAUCAAUGAAAACUAAAUAUCUUGUGGAGCCAAAAACUGAACACUAUGCUUGCAUGGUGGAUUUGCUGGGCCGAGCAGGGCGAGUGAAUGAAGCAGUGAAUUUAAUAGAAACUAUGCCGGUGGAAGCUGAUGCUGUUGUUUGGGGAUCUUUAUUGGGUGCUUGUAGAACCCAUAUGAAGUUAGAUGUAGCUGAAAUUGCAGCAAAGAAACUCAUAGAACUUGAGCCUGAAAAUUCUGGGCCUUUCAUCUUGCUAUCAAAUAUUUAUGCAUCCCAAAAUAGGUGGGAGGAUGUUCAAAAGUUGAGGAAGAAAAUGAGAGCCAGGGAUGUGAGUAAAUCACCUGGAUGUAGUUGGAUUGAGAUAGAGAAAAAUGUACAUAUGUUUACUGGAGGAGAUAAUACAAGCCAUCCGGAUCAUGCGAUGAUCUUAAGAAUGUUAGAGAAAUUAGGUGGAUUGUUGAGAGAAGCUGGAUAUAGCCCUGAUGGCAGCUUUGUGUUACAUGAUGUGGAGGAAGAAGAGAAAGUACAUAGCUUGCGGCAUCACAGUGAGAAGCUGGCUGUUGCAUAUGGACUUUUAAAGGUUCCAGAAGGAAAGCCCCUUCGUAUCAUGAAAAAUCUUCGAGUUUGUGGAGAUUGCCACUCUGCAAUUAAAUUAAUCUGUAAAAUUAUGGGAAGAGAGAUUAUAUUGAGGGAUGCUAAUAGGUUUCACCAUUUUAAGGAUGGCUCGUGUUCUUGCCGGGACUAUUGGUGAUUGGCUAGCGCCUCCCAUGGUUCUUACUAUUCCCUGAUAAUACUGGUUUUGAGACGAAAAAAUUACACCACCUAGCUACCUCUUGCAGUGCCAAUACUCUGUUUUAAGUGCUAAUUUUGGCAAAGGUUGGGUAAUCAUACGAUUAAUAUAUCUCAUCAUUAGAUUCUCUGACUGUGGAAUGACGAUCACCAAUAGUCUGCUUCUCUAUACUUCAAGACCUUUUGUUGAAGACUCUAGACAAAGAAUGCAUUGCAGUGCGUCAUGGAUGAAGAACAUGCUACAACGCUUUAACCAGGAUGCAUAGGUAAAGUUUCUUAAGCUUCUGUUCGUCUCUGUCUGUUAUUUCCUUAUCGGUUCAUUAAAUGAAAGUCGACUGAAAGUAUGGAAUCCUGUUUUAUGCGAGUAUUUAACCUUAUGGAAUCUCCGGAUGCUUCAUCUGAUGAGUUUAUUAAGAAGAAAAAUUAAGGUUGAUUUCUUUGUGCUCUUGUGAUCACAUGAUAUGUAACUUGUAAAGUAUAAAUUUACAGUUUCUGUAUUAAUUAUAAUUAUUCGCUGGAAAGAAUGUCCGCAUCUGUAGACUGUAGGGAUGGGGUGCUACCAUCAGCCUGUGUGGAUCAUCCAUGUCAUUAGUCUGUCCUGCUAUGCUAUGUGUAUAUUAUUUGUGAUUAAUGGGUCCUAUUAUGUGCA